AUGGAUUACAGCUCGUUUAGUGGAGUCCCCCGAUUCCUGACCCGGCCUAAGGCCUUUAUGGUGUCUGUGGGGAAGGAUGCCACCUUGAGUUGCCAGAUCAUUGGAAACCCCAUCCCGGUUGUGAGCUGGGAAAAGGAUAAACUUCCAGUCCAGUCUGGAGGAAGGUUUAAAACCACAGAGGAUGGGGAUCUGUAUCGAUUAACAAUCUAUGAUUUGAGCCUAGAGGACAGUGGCCAGUACAUCUGCCGGGCCAAGAACACCAUUGGGGAAGCUUUUGCAGCCGUCAGUAUCAAAGUUGGAGAGGAGACCACAGUGACAGAGUCAGCCCCAUACUUCAUCCAGAAACCCACCUCCAUCAAAGUAACUCUGGGAGAAGAUGCUAUGUUCAAAUGCAAAGUUCAAGGCAGCCCGCCGCUUUCUGUGAACUGGGAGAAGGAUGGGAAACACCUGCGGAGCCGGGCCGAUGCCAACCGUUUCCAGAUGGAAAGUGCCGGAGAGUCCAAUGCGCUCACCAUCCAGUGUGCCCGGCUUGGGGAUAGUGGAACAUACACAUGCCGGGCAGAGAACCCCAUCGGCUCUGCCAGCGCUUCAGCUGCACUGGUUGUGGAGACGCAGGGCUCCCAUAACCCGGGCAGCAGCAACUAUUUUGACACCAGCUGCAGCAAGACCGUCUCCUUGUUGUCCCACUUGCAGAAGAGGCGGGAGGAGAUCAGGAAGACGGAUAUUGGGGCCCGCAACGCAACGUUUGGGACACUGAUGCGCACGUGCAGCGUGACGGAGGGCAAGCACGCCAAGCUGAGCUGCUACGUGACGGGAGAGCCCAAGCCGGAGAUCGUGUGGAAAAAGGACGACGAGGUCAUCGUGGAAGGGCGGCGGCAUGUCAUCUACGAGGAUGACCAGGAGAACUUUGUGCUGAAGAUCCUCUUCUGCAAGCAGGUGGAUAAUGGGAUGUACACCUGCACAGCCUCCAACCUGGCAGGCCAGACCUACAGCUCUGUGCUGGUCACUGUCAAAGAACCCUUGAUACCCUUCAAAGCAAAACUGAAGGAUCUGGAAGUUCGGGAGAAGGAAUCUGCCACCUUCCAGUGUGAGGUGCCUGUUCCUAGUACAGAGACAACCUGGUUCAAGGAGGAAACCAAACUCCAGCAGAGUAAGAAAUACAACAUCGAAGAAGAGGGCACGUACCGCCGGCUCACUGUCCAGGAUGUCACCACAGAUGAUGACGCUGUCUAUAUCUGCGAGAUGAAGGAGGGCAGCAGGACAAUAGCAGAGUUGUCUGUCCAAGGGAACAUCAUUAAGAAACUUCCACGAAAGACUGCAGUCCACGUAAAUGACACCGCCGUCUUCUGUGUGGAGCUGGACAAUGAAUGCCAGAAGAUCCGCUGGCUGAAGAAUAAGGAAGAGGUGCAACCCAGUGAUCGAAUCACCAUCACAUGCUCCGGCAAGCAACACACCAUGAUCAUCCGAGAGUGUAAGAAGGAAGAUGCUGGCGAGAUUGCCUUCCUGGCGGAUGAAAGCAGAACUUCUACCCAGUUCACUGUGACUACUCCUAAAAAACCUCCCACGCAGCCCCCAGUCGACCCUGUGGUGAAAAAUAAAACAGAAACCUCAGUGACGCUAGCAUGGUCCCCUCCAAAGACAGAUCGUCCCCUUCCAAUCGAUGGCUACGUAGUGGAGCGCAAGAAGCUAAUGGGCUUCACCUGGGUGAGAUGUCAUGAGUCUCCUGUGCCCGACCUGGAGUUCACGAUGAGCAACCUGUCAGAAGAAGCCGAUUAUCAGUUCCGAGUAUCCGCAGUCAACGCGUACGGACAGAGUCCCUGUCUGGAAUUCCCAGGAAGCGUGCACCUUGCACCUAUCGUGGCUGUGAAAACUCCACUGACAACUGCUGAAGUUGUACCUGGAGGGGAUGCCACAUUUACUGUUGACCUUACAACAACAUGUUCUGGCACUUGGUACCUUAAUGGUAAAGUCUUACAGGAAAGCAAGACCUGUAUCAUUAAGAAGACCCAAACCACUCACACCUUGAUCAUAAAGAAUGUCACCAAGAAUGAUGAUGGAGCAGAAGUGAAAUUUGUCGCUGGUAAUGUUGAUACCAGCACCAACAUGAGAGUGAGAGAAAUCACAGCAAACAAGAAAUUCUCUUUGGAAGAUAAGGGCAAAGUGCACAAGCUUGUGGCUUCAGCUGUGACAAAAGAAGAUGAGGGGACAUACACAUGUAAAAUUGGAGAUGACACUCUCACUUUUGAUUUAAAAGUCUCAGCUGCUCCCGUGAGAUUUACCAACAAGAGCAGAGACACAGAAAAGGUCUCUGCUCGACUGCGUGAGGAGGCCAAGCUUCAGGCYGAGCUUUCYGAUGCGGAUGCUGCUGUGAAAUGGCUGAAGGAUGGGAAAGAGCUCAAGGCCGGCGACAAAUACGAGCAUCAAAMUGUGGGCAAACGGCGCACCUUGAGAAUUCACAACAUUGCGACCGAGGAUGCUGGAGUUUAUGAGUGUGUCUGYGAAGGRGAUAAAAUGGUCUAUCAGCUUUCAGUGAAAGGGUCAAUGAAAUUGCACACCUUCUCCAUAGUACAGCUAUGUCCAUAUUUUGUUUCAGCACUUGCAACUUUCAUAAACAAAGAGAAAACUGGAGGAAUUAUCAAAGCUGUUCCUGGAAAAAAGGCUGAAUUUGUUUCUGAGACCUCUGAAGACAACGUGAUGGUCAAGUGGUACAAAGAUGGCAAAGAAAUCACAGCAAACAAGAAAUUCUCUUUGGAAGAUAAGGGCAAAGUGCACAAGCUUGUGGCUUCGGCUGUGACAAAAGAAGAUGAAGGGACAUACACGUGUAAAAUUGGAGAUGACACUCUCACUUUUGAUUUAAAAGUCUCAGGUGAUGUGUUUGAAAGUGGAGUGAAGAAUGAGGUGAAGGCGGUCCUAAAAGAGAACGCCUUGCUGAGUUGCAGUGUGAUCCAGGAGAAGACUGAGGUGAAGUGGUACAAGGAGGGGAAGCCGAUAACCUCCAGCAAGAAGUUCAAGGUGGAGCAGGAGGGCAAAGCACGGCGGCUCGUGGUGCAUCAAGUGGAAAAGACAGACGCUGGCAAAUACACCUGCGAGGCUGACGAUCAGAGAGUGCUCUUCAAUUUGGUUGUCACAGAGCCAGAAAUCGUGUUUACAAACAAGGACAGUGUGCACAAGGAGGUGCAGGCAGCCCCCAAAAGGGACGUCAUGCUGAGCUGCGAGGUGGCCCAGGGGACCACCGAGGUGAAAUGGUACAAAGAGGGCAAGCUGAUCACCUCCAGCAAGAAGUUCAAGGUGGAGUCGGAGGGCAAAUCGCGGCGGCUGGUGUUGAGUAAGGUGGAAGAGAAAGAUGCUGGCGAGUACACCUGUGAGGCUGCGGGCCAGAAACUGACCUUCAGGAUUAACAUCACAGAACCAAAACCUGUAUUUAUAAACCUGGAGAAGGUUGAGAAAGAGGUACAUGCUGUGCUCAAUGAAAAUGCUACCCUCAGCUGUGACGUAGCAGAGGAUAUAACUGAUGUGAAGUGGUACAAGGAUGGAAAAGUGCUUGCUUCCUCUAAAAAAUUUACAACAGAGUCUCAGGGUAAAACGCAAUACCUGCAUAUAGAGCAUCUGGAUAAGAAAGAUGCUGGAGAAUACACCUGUGAGGCUGCGGGUGAGAAGCUGACCUUCAAGAUUGUACCUACUGCUCCCAGAGUGGUGCAGUUUGUCACAAGUCUCAACAACACAGUCUCUGAAGAAGGAAAGGAGGCUGUGUUCAAGUGUACUGUCUCUCCCAGUGAUGCUGUGGUUACGUGGCACAGGAACGGUGUCAAAAUUGAGGCCAGCCAGAAGUAUGUGAUCUUGCAGAAGGAUGCCAACCACAGCCUCACCAUCACUGAUCUGACGAUGGAAGAUGCGGCUGAAAUCUCUGCCAUAGCUGAGGGUGUAGAAACCAGUGCCAAGCUCAGGGUCCGAGAGGCCCCAAUCUCAUUCAAGAAGAAACUGGAGCCCAAAACAGUUGAAGAAAGAGAAACGGUGGCCCUGGAGGUCGAACUGACCAAACCUGCCAAAGUGAAGUGGAUGAGGAACAAAAUUGAGUUGAAGCCCAGUGAAAAAAUAGAGAUCAAAGAUGAGGGAACAAAGCAUAUCCUCACGAUAAAGAACAUCUCCUUUGCAGAAAGGGGCUUCUACUGCUGCGAGAGUCCUGAUGACAAGACUCAAGCCAAGAUCAAUGUGGAAAUGAGGAAGAUCACGCUGGUGAAAGGCCUUCAGCCCAUCGAAGUGUGUGAGAAGGGAACUGCCACCUUUGAGGUGGAGGUGUCGCACGAGGGCGUGGAAGGAGUCUGGCAGAGAGAUGGUGUUCGGCUGAAGCCUUCCCCGAAUGUCCACAUUGAUGUGGUGGGGAAGAAACAUGUGCUGACUCUGUCUUCUCUGACUCUCGAAGACGCAGGGCUCAUCUCCUUCAAGGCAGAUGGCACUCAUUCCUCAGGGAUGCUUAAUGUGACAGAAUUGCCUGUGAGAAUCAGCAAGCCUUUGUCAAACAUGACUGUAACUCAGAAGGACAAAGUCACAUUUGAGUGUGAGCUGUCCAGGCCCAAUGUGGAUGUUAAGUGGUUCAAGGAUGGGAAACAGCUUCAGCAAAAUAAAAACAUGAAGAUUGUUUCCCAGGGAACUAUGAGAAGCCUUACUAUUCACAAGUGUGAAUAUGAAGACCAAGGAACAUAUGUAUGUGAAGCAGCUAGUGACAAGACAUCAGCUACCCUAAAAGUUCAAGCCCGGGAUAUCAAGAUUAUUAAACCACUGGAAGAUGUGGAAGUGAAUGAAUACGAGAGUGCCUCUUUCGUCUGCGAGAUUUCCCAUGAUGAGGUCCAAACCCAGUGGUACAAAGAUGACAACAAGCUGAAGGCUUCUGACAAUAUUACAAUGCGUCAAGAUGGUAGGACCUACUCGCUGACCUACUCGCGUGCCAAGAUGGAAGACGCCGCAGAGAUCAAGUUUGUAGCAGAAAAGGCAGAAUCUCAUGCCCGCCUUACAGUAAAAGAGCUUCCAGUAAAGAUUGUCAAGCCUUUACGAGAUAAGAUUGCUCUUGUAAAGCACCGUGGAUUCCUAGAGUGCCAAGUGUCUCGAGCAAAUGCUGAAGUGAGAUGGUAUAAGAAAGAUGUUGAAAUUCACCCUAGUGACAAAUACGAAAUUGUGAGCGAUGGUGUCUAUCGCAAACUCAUCAUCAAUGAUGCAGAUUAUGAAGAUGAGGACACAUACACUUGUGAUGCCUUUGAUGACAAAAGCAGUGCUCAUUUCUUUGUUGAAGAGCAAUCCAUUAAUAUUGUAAGGGAAUUGUGUGAUGAGGAGGUGACUGAGCCUGAAGAAGUCAGAUUUGAAUGUGAGAUAUCCAUUCCAUCUGUGAAACCCCCCAAAUGGUUUCUACGUGGAAAAGUCUUGCAGGCUAGCAGCAACAUUAUCAUGUACCAAGAAGACACCAUCCACUACCUGGUCCUGCUCAAAACCUCUGCGGAUAUGACAGGCCCUGUUCAGUUUUCAAUUGGCAAAUCAAAAUCCACAGCAAACCUGCUUGUAAGAGGCAAAGCUGCUGGUGAGGAACGAGGUGUGACUAAACCAGAGUGUGCAGUCUCCAAAGAAAAGGUCAAAGCUGAUCGGAAAAAGGAUGAUGCGGAACUCACUUCUGGCAACAAAGAUGAGCAGGCUGGGAAGAUCCAUGAUCUUGAAAAGACAGAUACAGGCACGUCUGAUACUGGCACUGAUGUUGCUAAGCCAAAGAUCAACAUUCAGAAUUUAGACAUUAGCAUAACCAAACGUUUGAAGAAUGCUGAAAUCCAGGAGGGAGAAGAUUGCACUUUUGAGUGUAUUUUAUCCCGUGAAAGCGUUGAUGGAUUCCACUGGACACUGAAUGGAAACAAAGUGGAAAAUGCUGGACAAUUUGAAAUAUUUAGCACAGGUCGGAAAUACGUACUCAAUAUCAAAGGUGCGACUCUUGCUGAUGCUGGAGAAGUCAUUUUCACUGCCUCUGGACUAAUCUCCAAGGCCUCUCUCAUUGUGAAAGCCAUCCCAGCAGUCUUUGUAAAGAAGCUCCAAAACAAGGAAGCCAAAGAAGGCUCUACUGUAACCCUCCAUGCUGAGCUCUCAAAACACGAUGCACCAGUGAGAUGGAAAAAGGGGUCAGUCUUACUCCAAGCGAGCAACAAAUAUGAAAUGAAGCAGAUGGGCUCUAUUGUAGAGCUGCUCAUCCAUGACCUACAGCUGAAGGAUGCUGGGGACUACAUCUGUGAUUCUGGCGAUGAACAAACUAUGGCAUCCUUAGCAGUGAAAGUUUCGCCAGUGAUCUUUACAAAACCACUCCAGAACAAGCAAGCAGAAGAAGGAGAUACUAUCACUCUGAGCUGUGAAAUCUCAAAACCAAAAGCCACUGUGAAGUGGAAGAAGGCUGGGACGGUGCUGAGACCAAGUGACAAAUAUAUCAUGUGCCAGAAGGGUUCUGUAGCUGAGCUGACGAUUCACAACUUGAGGCAAGCUGAUGCUGGAGACUACCUGUGCGACACUGGGGACCAACAAACCUGUGCGUCUGUUACUGUGAAAGAACCCGAAGUAAGCAUUGUGGAGAAAAUGAAGGACGUGACUGCUCAGGAAGGAGAAGAUGCAGUGUUUGAAUGCAAGCUGUCACGAGAKACAAGUGAGGAGAGCCAGUGGUUCCUGGGGGACCUUCGCCUGCAGAGCAACGAACUGACRGAGAUCAGAGUKGGAGGGAACGUUCACACUUUGGUGCUGAGGAAGGUGACCCCAGAAGACAGUGGAGCCAUCAGAUUCCAAGUUGGUCAGCAUAAGGCAUCGGCACAUCUAAGGGUUGAAGAACCCGAAGUAAGCAUUGUGGAGAAAAUGAAGGACGUGACUGCUCAGGAAGGAGAAGAUGCAGUGUUUGAAUGCAAGCUGUCACGAGAGACAAGUGAGGAGAGCCAGUGGUUCCUGGGGGACCUUCGCCUGCAGAGCAACGAACUGACRGAGAUCAGAGUKGGAGGGAACGUUCACACUUUGGUGCUGAGGAAGGUGACCCCAGAAGACAGUGGAGCCGUCAGAUUCCAAGUUGGUCAGCAUAAGGCAUCGGCACAUCUAAGGGUUGAAGCUCUGCCUGUGUUUUUGAAAAACUGGCUGAUAAAUGAAGAAGUGGAUGAAGGUGGCACAGCCAUUCUGCCUUGUAAGCUGACAAAACCGAAUGUUCCUGUUGAGUGGAGGAAAGGAGACAAAGUGUUGCAUUCAAGUGACAAGUACGAGAUCAGACAAGAGGGGACAGACGUUGAGCUUAUUAUCUACGAUGCUGAGGCUCAGGAUUCUGGCACCUACACAUGUGUCUCAGGGGAUCAGCAGGCCUCUGCAUCACUGCAAGUCAAAGUGCUACCAGUGCUCUUUAGGAAGGAGCUCAAGAACGUGGAGACUGAGGAAGGGGGAACGGCUGUCCUGCACUGCGAGAUCUCCAAGCCGGAUGCUCGUGUUGAGUGGAGAAAGGGCGGCAAGGUCCUUGAGCCCAGUGACAAGUACGAGAUGAAGCUGAAGGGCAGCGUUGCUGAGCUAAUCAUCCAUGGUGUGGAGCCCGAUGACUGUGGGGAUUACACAUGUAGCACUGAAUAUGCAGUCACCACAGGCUCUGUGUAUGUGCAAGAAGAAGAAGCAGUCAUAGUUACUGGAUUAAAGAACACAGAUGUCUUUGUGGGUGAGUCAGCCACAUUCACCUGUGAAGUCUCACAGCCAGGCGUGAAGAAUGUACAGUGGUGGCUGGAUGGAUCUCCCCUUCACAACAACUUGGUGACAGAAAUCUCUGAGCAGGAUGGGAUAGUCCAUACUCUAACCCUAAAGGAUGUGGCGUGCCAUGACUCAGGCACUGUCACCUUCCGGGCUGGGUCCCUUAUAUCUUCAGCUAAAUUAGUAGUCAAAGAUCCAACCAUUGAAGUGGUCAGUCCCAUGCAGGAUAUAACUGUUGAUGAAGAUGGCACAGCAGAGUUCAUAUGCCAAUAUUCUAGGCCAGUGCACGCCAUAUGGAAGAAAAAUGAUCAGGAAAUACAUGCAGAUGGGCAGCGAGUCAUUAUCGUGCAGGACUGGAAUGUAAGCAUGCUAAAAAUUAAACCUGCGGUUCCAGAAGACACUGGCAUCUAUUCUUGUGAAACUGAAGGCACUAAAGUGGUGGCUGCACUUGAUGUUCAAGCCAAGAACAGCAUCAUCCAAGGCCUGGAAAAUGUGGAAGCAGUUGAAGGAGGUGAAGCUCUCUUUGAGUGCUACCUUUCCAAACCUGAGACCUACAAUUACAACUGGCUGAUUGACGAUGAACCUGUCAGAACCACAGAAAACACGGAGGUGGUUUACUUUGAAAACGGACGCAGACAUCUCCUUCUGAUGAAGAACCUCACUCCCCAGGACAGUGGCCAGGUGACUUUUAUGUGCAGUGACGCAGUGACCUCCGCCUUCCUGACCGUGAAAGGGUGGCGUUUACAGAUCUUGCAGCCUCUCACAGAUAUGGAAGUGUCUCCAGGGAACAAAGCUACGUUUAGCUGUGUUCUAAGCGAAGCGGUGCCGAUUAAUGAAGUUACCUGGUAUCUCAACGAUACAGAGAUUCAAGCCAAUGAAGACUGGGAGGUGCAAGCAGAUGGAAGUAAAUACCAACUUAUUCUGAAAAAAGCCCAACCCUAUCAUUCUGGAGAGGUGACCUUUGCUUCUAGGGAAGCAAUUAUGUCAGCCAAGUUGACUGUGAUUGCCCACCCCGAUCCCCCUGAAGAACCAGAAGUUUUAAGUAAGAACAGUCACUCUGUAACUCUAUCUUGGUGCAAGCCGCUGAGCGACGGUGGUUGCGACAUCCUGGGCUACAGCGUGGAAAGGAAAAUCCCAGGUGUUGGCUGGCGGUCGUGCAGCGAGGGAAUGAUUCAAGACACGGAGUUUGUGGUGGACCACCUCACCCCAGGCGAGCCCUACAGAUUCCGCGUCUCGGCCAUAAAUAAAGUUGGGGCCAGUGAGGCGGUGCACUUCCCUCAAAUGGUGCAGCUAGAGCCUCCAAUUACAGUCACUCAUGCUUUGGUGGGAGGAUCAGUCUUGGAAGGUGAGGAGGCGCGCUUGGAGUGCAAAUUAUCAAGUGAAACCCAAGAGACAGUGACAUGGUUCAAAGGAGAAGAACAAAUACAAGCUGGAGGGAGAUAUAAAAUCCUAUCUGAUGGAAAAAAGCAGAUACUCAUUAUUCAUGCCUUUAAACCUGAAGAUCAGGGCACAUACACCUGCAUGGUUUCUCCAGAAGUCAAAUCGGUUGCCAGCCUGAGUCUUGAAGUUCCAACUGUAGCAAUGAUUGCCAGAGAGACAGCGUCUGCAAACCAAGCAGAAGAGCUGGUGGAUGAACAUGUCCAGCCCAGCUUGCCCCCUGAGGCUGCUCAGGAAGGAGACCUCCACCUGUUGUGGGAAGCUCUGGCCAAGAAACGCCGAAUGAGCCGGGAACCCACCUUGGACUCCAUCAGUGAGGUGCCUGAAGAGGAUGAGAAACUUCAGAAACUGAAGAAGGAAGAAACAGAGAUGUCUCACUAUUACUCAGAGGAAUGCUCCACAUGUGACGAGCUGGCUAGGACAGGAGAAGCAGAUUUCUCUCUCACAAGUUCAGAUGAUGAAUCUAGAGCUGGGACCCCUUCACUCGUUGUCUACCUCAAGAAAGGUGGUAAGAAAAUUGCCAGCGUUACUAGCAAGGUUCAAUCUGUUUCUGCAGACAAAUUAUGGAAGCAGUGGGAAAAAACUGAUGUGGAGACUGUUGAGGCGGUCCAAGAAGCUAAGCCAGCUGAACCAGAAGUAGCAGAUGCAGAUGAUCCUUCCAUGAAUAAAGCAGCUGUAAAGAUCCAGGCUGCUUUCAAAGGCUACAAAGUCCGGAAGGAGAUCAAGCAGCAAGAGCGCCCUGUGUUCAUUAAGACCUUCAAAGAUUUCUCUGCUGAGCCUGGAAGCACUCUCCACCUCGAGUGUGUGGCCCACAGCAAAACAGAUAUGAAAGUCCGUUGGCUGAAAGAUGGAGAGGAGCUUUCAGAUGGUCGCUACUAUCACAUAGACAGUUACAGUGAUGGGACCUGCUCCUUGAUUAUCGCUGGCCUGGAUAUGAAAGAUACAGGUAAAUACACCUGUGAGGCAUCUAAUAAAUUUGGCCAAGUUUCACACAGUGCUAACGUGGUGAUUGGCAGUCAGAAACCUCAGCUGAUUCGUGAAGAGAAGCGUGUUAAACAUACCACUGACAGCGAGACUGAGAGCUCUUCUGGCAGCGAACUGGAUGAUGCCUUCCAUAAAGCAGGAAGGAGACUUCACAGACUCUUCAAGGCCAAGAUCUCAACAGAGAUAUCUGAUGUAGAGGAAGAGCUCUUUGUCAGUGCAGAUGAAGGGGAUGUAGAGGUGGUAGACCAUCAGACAUAUCGUGAGGAUGACCAGUACAUCUACAUCAAGUUUGAAGUCUUGUCUGAGGCAAAAACUGCAGCCACUCGGUUCCGAGAGAUGUUUGGUGCCCUGGGAAUCCCUGUGGAAAUUGACAUUUUGGAACAAGGCCCUAAAAAAAUUGAAUUGCGUAUUGGGAAAGCAAAGCCACUCACCACCAGGGACUAUGCACCACAAGCAGGAAGGCCUCCUUCAGCUUUCCUGACUGAUACAGCUCCCAUGUUCAUGACUGAGCUUCAGAACCAAGAGGUGCAAGAGGGAUAUCCAGUCAGCUUUGACUGUGUUGUCAUUGGCAAACCCCUCCCCACGGUUCGAUGGUUCAAGGAUGGGAAAGCUAUUGAAGAAAACGACCAUUACAUGAUCAGCGAAGAUGAGGAGGGGCGUCAUCAGUUGGUCAUCACAGCCGUUGUCCCUAUGGACAUGGGUGUUUACCGUUGCCUUGCUGAAAACAGCAUGGGUGUUGCUUCAACCAAAGCUGAGCUUCGAGUAGACUUGACCAGCACUGACUAUGAGACAGCAGCAGAUGCAACAGAGACAUCCUCCUACUACAGUGCCAAAGAAUAUGUUUCAAGUCGUGAGCAGGAGGAGUCUACCACUGAAGAGGAGCAAUUGCCUCAAAUCCUUGAUGAACUUCAUGAUAUUCAUGUGGCACCUGGAGCAUCCUUGGCCAAAUUUCACCUCAAAGUGAAAGGGUACCCAGAGCCUCGCCUCUAUUGGUUCAAAGAUGGACAGCCUUUAAAUGCCUCCGACCGUAUCCUGAAGAUUGAUAAAAGAGAAUUCCACUCCCUGGAAAUUCUCAAUGUCACCAAGGCUGAUGCUGGCCAAUACUCAAUAUUUGUCAUUAACUCUGCUGGUUCUGCAUAUUCGUCAGCCAGGCUGGUAGUCAAAGGACUUGAUGAGAAAGAAGAACCACUAGAAACAGAUGCGCAUGAACAACUGAUACCACCAAGAUUCCUGGAAAGAUUUACCAAUAAAAAGGUUAAGAAAGGUGCAAGCAUCACAUUAUCUGUAAAAGUUGAAGGGUAUCCACUACCGACUAUCACUUGGCUGAAAGAGGAGUCUCAAGAAAACAUCCUUUGGAUCAAACCAGACACUCCAGGAUAUAAACUUGCCAGUUCAAACAUGCAUCAUAGUCUAAUCCUGUUGGAUGUUAAAAAGAAUUACAGUGGACCUUAUACAUGCAUUGCCACCAACAAGGCUGGGCAGUCCAUCUGCACUGCCACCCUAGAAGUUAUAGAUGUGAAAGAGGCUGAAGUUCUGACCCAGGAGCGUGUGAUGGUAUCAGAAGCUAUAAUGACCACGCUGGGAGCUGUACAUGGAUCCGAAUCAACAGUAGGAGACCUUCAAAGUAUAGCUGGGAAAGAAGGUGUAUCCAAAAGCGCUGUUUCCUUAGCCGAUGUUGGGACAGAAGAAUUCUUCCAGAAACUGACCUCGCGAAUCUCUGAAAUGGUAUCUGCAAAAAUAAAUCAAGCCACACUUCGAGUACGAGGUGCAGAUAGUGAUGAUGAAUCAAAAACUCCCUCUGCAUCUCCUCGCCCUGGUCGAUCCAGGCCUUCAUCCAUCGUCCAGGAGUCCUCCUCUGAAUCUGAUGAUGGAGAUUCCCGAGGAGAGAUCUUUGAUGUCUACAUGGUCACUGCUGACUUUGUGCCUGCUGUGCCUGACAAGGAGGCCAUCACUUUGAAGGAAGGGCAAUAUGUGGAAGUCCUCGAUUCAGCUCAUCCACUGAAGUGGCUAGUCAGGACUAAACCUACCAAAUCUAGCUCCUCCCGACAGGGUUGGGUAUCUCCAGCUUACCUGGACAAGAAAUUAAAGUUGUCACCAGAGUGGGGAUCAACUGAAGCUCCUGAAUUCCGUGGUGAAUGUGUUUCCGAAGAUGAAUAUAAAAGGAAGCUGACUGUCAUUAUUCAGGAAUUGCUGAUCUCAGAAGAGGAUUACAUUCAAGAUUUGCAGUUCUUCCAGACUCAUCACCUCAAGUACACGGAGACCUGUCCCAACAUCCCAGGAGCUGUUUCCAGUCAGAAAUCCACUAUCUUCAGAAACAUCGAUGACAUUGCUCAUUUCCAUUCCAGUGUCUUCCUCCGAGACUUGCGGAAGUGUGAUACUGAUGAUGAUGUGGCCAUGUGCUUUAUUAAGCAUGAGGCAGAUUUUGAUAAGUACAUCCAGUACCUGGUGGGGCGGAUUCAGGCAGAGUCAGUCGUUGUCAGCAAAGCUGUCCAAGAUUUCUACAAGAGAUACACAGAUGAAAUUUUAGUUACUGAAAAUCCUUCGCAGUCACUUAUUCCACCAGUGCAACACUAUCUGGAAAAACCCAUAAACAGGAUCCAGCAGUAUCAGACUAUUAUCAAGGAAUUAAUCCGAAACAAAGCAAGGAAUAGUCAAAACUGUGCUUUGCUGGAGCAGGCUUAUGCCAUUGUGUCUGCACUCACUCAAAGAGCAGAAAACAACCUCCAUGUGUCACUCAUUGAGAAUUAUCCAGGGACCUUGGAGAGCCUUGGUGAACCCAUCCGACAGAGCCACUUCAUUGUGUGGGAAGGAGCUCCAGGAGCCAGAAUGGCAUGGAAAGGACACAAAAGACAUGUCUUCCUCUUCAAGAAUUACGUAGUAAUCUGCAAACCAAAGCGGGACACAAAAACAGACACUUACAGUUACAUCUUCAAGAACAUAAUGAAGAUCAACAACAUAGACCUGAAUGACUCUGUGGAAGGGGACGAACGGGCAUUUGAAAUCUGGCAUGAACGAGAAGACUCAGUCCGCAAGUACCUCCUUCAGGCACGUACAGUGAAUAUCAAGUAUUCCUGGGUGAAGGAAAUCUCCAGCAUCCAGCAGCGGAUCAGCCAGCCUGUCUGGAAACCUCCAAACUUUGAAGAAAUGCUGGCAGACUGUACAGCUGAGCUGGGAGAGACGGUCAAACUGGCUUGCAAAGUCUCAGGAGUCCCCAAGCCAUCUGUCUGCUGGUAUAAAGAUGGGAAGCCAGUAGAGGUGGAUCCUCAUCACAUUAUAAUAGAAGAUCCGGAUGGUUCCUGCACACUGAUCUUGGACAACCUAGCAGGCAGUGACUCGGGACAGUACAUGUGCUUUGCUUCCAGUCCUGCUGGAAGUAGCAGUACCUUAGGAAAAAUUCUUGUCCAAGUGCCACCACGAUUUGUGAACAAGGUCAGAAAUGCUUAUUACGUUGAUGGUGAAGAUGCUCAAUUCACCUGCACUAUUGAAGGAGAACCUAGACCACAAAUCAGCUGGUACAAAGAUGGUGAACUGCUGACAGACACUACCAAAUACCAAAUUUUCAAUGAACCACGGAGUGGCAUAUUAGUUCUGCUGAUUAAGAACCCUUCCAGGGAAGAUAUGGGAUACUAUGAAUGUGAACUGGUGAACACGCUAGGGUCAGCAAAAAGUGGAGCAGACCUUCACCACCACAGUGCAGCAGCCCUGGCUCAGGAAAGGAGAGCAGACCAAGCCAUUGGCAUAGAAGAGGACAGGCAAGGAGCAGCAGCCGGAGAUAUCAUCGUAGAGACCACAGUGGAAGAGCAAAAGCCCAAGUGGGUUGAAGUUGAAGAAAUAAUUGAAUUCAAGGUGAAGAAAUCCCCAAAGCCAAUGAGGAAAAGAGGAUCUUCCCCAGCAAAACAGGAGAAAGAUGACUCAGGGGUGCUAACAUUCACUUUUCCCAGCUCUAGGCCUAGGCGUUCCCCAGAAGAUGAUCCAAACACCAACAACUCCAACAAUAAGUUAGUGGAACAGUCAAAGUCUUCUUUACCACAAGACAAUCUGUCUGAUGUUGACAUCCAGCCCCUGGCAUACGCAACUGCUCAGGAAGGACCUCCAGUCAGCAGCGAGGACAGGAGUUCUCCAUGUGGAUCUGAACAGCUAGGAAGCAAUUCAUUUCUUGAUUAUGGAACAGAAGGCAAGGGCUACACACAGGAAACAAGUGCUAGCUAUGUCUCAGAGGCCACUUCCCCACUGCUUGCAUGUGGGGGUGAGCCCUUGGUCUUCAGUUUUGAGACAGGUGUUGUAGACGAGCCUGAACUUCUAUUCUCACCAGUAAGCCCGGAGGUUAAAGAAGAGGCAGAUGAAUUAGACAUAUCUUGGCCUGCUGGAGAAGAGAUACCAGAAGUAGUGCAAGAUGUUCUUCCAGAAGAGGAUAAUGUUGUAAUAGUUGAUGAGCCAGAGGAACAGGAUGACAUUAGCACUCGGGACCGCAAAAUCCUAACCCAUAAUGGAAAAGUACUAACUUUGGAGGAUCUUGAAGAUUAUGUUCCCGAAGAAGGUGAGACCUACGGGUGUGAUGAUCAGAGCCAUACAGCUGAAAAACCCUGCGAGAUCUCAGUGCUCCAGACAGAGAUUAAUGAGCCAACGAUUGGAAAGCCAGUUCUCCUGAACCUGGGGAGGCACGUUGUUUCCAAGCCAAGGCAGAGAUUUUUCAGCAAGUUUGAGGAGCACGUUCCAGGAAGCGUGUUUGUGUCAGCCUCUAGAGUAACUGGCGUGCAGUCUGUAGGACCCUCAAACAUCUCUUUCCACGUCAGUGAUACCUGCAUGGCCGCGGCGCCUGGAGUGCAUGCAUCAACAGCAUCUGCUGCUCCCUCCUUCACAGUGAAGCCGUCAUUCUGCACUGAAGUCCAGCUCUCAGCAGACAAUGGGCAGUCAAGUUUUAAAACUGAAGUUUCCACAAGAACCCUCAGCUAUGGGACAGUUGUUGUAUGUGACUGUGUAAUGAUAUUUACUCUUGAUCUUCAUGAAAGAACAUCACCAGUCACAGGGGCAGGAGACUGGUACAGAAGAGAAGGAGAUGUGAUCUGGGAUGUGCACAGUGAAGUUUAUAUUGAGACCACGGAAAGAACUUGUGUGUAUAAGACAGAGGAGAAGACUCCAACAAGUGCGCCCUACAUGCAAGUGACAAUAGAAGAUGUGCAGGUGAAUUCAGGGCAGUGUGCUAAAUUUCAGGCAGUGAUUGAAGGAAACCCUCAGCCUACUGUUUUGUGGUUUAAGGGCACUUCCUUGUUGACAGACAGCCACAGGAUCCAUCAAGUGAAGGAAGGAACAACAUAUUGCUUAAUCCUGGACAAUGUUGUCUCAGAAGACGGUGGUGUUUAUACCUGUGUUGCCAAAAAUGCCGGGGGGGAGGUUUUGUGCAAAGCAGAGCUUAUUGUACAUGAAGUUAAGAAAGACCAAGCAGCAAAGAAAGUGGCGACCAGAAGAAAACUCCAUUCUCUCUAUGAAGUUAAGCAGGAGAUUGGAAGAGGCUGCUUCAGCUUCGUGAAACGAGUUGUGCAUAAAGGGAACAGAGUGUCCUGUGCUGCCAAAUUCAUACCUCUGCGAAGCAAAACGAAGGCUCGAGCACAUCAGGAGAGGGAUAUUCUGGCCCCUCUGUCCCAUGACAGAAUCACCAGGCUGCUGGACCAGUUUGAAACACGGAAAACCCUGAUUUUGAUCCUGGAGUUGUGCUCCAGCGAAACGCUCCUCGACCGUUUGUUCAAGAAGAAUGUUGUCACUGAAGCAGAGGUCAAGCUGUAUAUCAAACAAAUUUUGGAAGGAAUCAAGUAUCUUCAUGACAACAACAUCCUUCAUUUGGACAUUAAGCCUCUAAAUAUCCUCAUGGUUUAUCCUGAAAGGGAAGACCUCAAGAUCUGUGACUUUGGAUUUGCUCAGAAGAUCACUCCAUAUCAGUGUCAGUUCAGCAAAUAUGGGUCUCCAGAGUUUGUUGCCCCAGAAAUUGUCUCCCAGUCACCAGUGUCAAAAGCAACUGAUAUUUGGGCUGUUGGAGUCAUCACAUACUUAAGCCUAACAUGCAAGUCUCCGUUUGCUGGGGAGAACGACAGAGGAACCCUUCUAAAUAUCCAGAAUGGUGAAAUUUCCUGGACCCUUCCUGACUUUGUUCACUUGAGUGAAGAUGCGAAGGAUUUUGUAAAACGGAUCCUGCAGCAGCGUCCUGAAGCCAGGCCUAAUGCUUUGGAAUGUCUGACCCACAAGUGGUUCAUGCAUAAUCUCCCCAUCGAAGCAGCUCAUUUCAUUAAUACCAAGCAGCUCAAAUUCAUUGUGGCUCGGAGCAAGUGGCAGCGGUCUCUGAUGUGCUAUAAAUCCAUACUGGUAAUGCGAUCCAUUCCAGAAAUCCUAGAAAGGACUCAUGACAACACCUCCCUGGCCAUCUCCCGACAUCUCGUUGAGGAAAGCACUUCUUCCAGUACGAGUGGUUCCUCUUCAGACAACGAGAACUCAAACUUCCCCAAGAAGAGACACUUCGGCUCUACCCCUGAACUGCAUUUGUCCAUCUUUGAUGCACCAGACAGUCAGGAACCUCCAAAACAUGCAAGUGAAUAUCAGCACUCCAAAAUCUUGGUUCCUCCAGUAAAGCCCAUGAGGAGGAAGUAUGCUUCAGUGAAGAGUGAAGUUGGGGACAGAUCACCUACAGAAAGUGAAGAGCUCAUGACAAGUACCUUAGGACAGAGAGAGGAGGGACUGCACCGCACACUUGGAGAUGAAGGAGCAGAGCAGUCCCCCAAAACUGAUGCAACUGAACGUUCCUCAGGGAAGAUUUCCAUAGAUGACAAAUCAAGUCUACAUCAGAAGAAGAAAACAGACACAUCUUUAUCUGAUGAGGACAAAAUUGAAAGGGCUGGGGAUGGGACAGAGAAGCCACCUAUAUGUGUUCCAAGACAGAGUGUCAUUAAAAGCACUUUCUACAGCCAAGCAGCAGAGCUUCCUGCAAGGGGCUCUUCCUCUCCAAGCAGAGAGCUCAGAAGGCACUUGGACAGAGCCAGAAGGACUUUCCGGAAAGCUGGAUAUCCAAAGGUGCCUCUCAGUGGUCUCCGUGAACCCCUUCUAGAACAGUUUGAGCUGGAAGAAGAGGAAGAGGAAGGUGGAGGACACAGGGAAAGUCUUCCUGGUGGCUUGACCAAAUCAGCCUCAUUUGAUACUGCAAGGAAACCACCACAUCCUGCUAUCACUGGCUCUAGCCGAAGCCGUUCACUGGAUGAUUACAGGCUAAGGGCCUCCAGAUCAGUGAGGGAACAAGAUAUUUUGGAAGAAGACUAUGAUAUAAUAUCACAGGAAAGUUGUCCUGAAGGCAGUCGCCACUGCGACAUUUCUAGUGAGCCAGGCAAGGGUUGUUCUGUAGACAUUUCAAACCAAGAGGAUGCUAGCAGAGCCAGAAAGGAUCGUCCAGAAGAACAGCUCUCUCCUUCCACGCAAUGUGAGGGUCAUGGAUGCCCGGCUGUUACUGUGCAAAGGUUAGAGAAGCUUCCAGUAUCCCCUCAUAGGAGUGAGAAUAGAAAGCAUUUACUUAAGAAGACAAAAGCUACUCAUGUGGAGGUGGAAGAUGAUGAUUUGGAAGGCAAAAGCCCCGUUCUGACCACUGUACAAUCAGAUAUAACUGCACCAUCAGGUCAAAAGUUUGAAGGCAUUCAGGCUAAGUCUCUCUCUGGCAGUGCUUCUGAGACAGCUCUUCAGGAGGACGAGCAAUUAAUUUCAGCUCUUCCGCAGCCAGAGACCGCCUCCAAGCCAGUCCCCACAAGCAAGAGAGGAGUGUAUCUGCAGCAGGAGUCAGAGCUCUCUGCUGACAGCAUUGACCACCAUCCUGACCUAAAAGGUGAAAGAUACGCUGUUGAAAGGACUGCUUCAGUUGCCCCCUGUAAAGACAAAAGCCAAGAGCAUGCACUCCAGAAGCCUGCUGCUCACAGUGAUGCUAAGCCUGAUCUUCUGGAGCACAAAAGGCCUGCGGUUUUAACAAGCCCACAAGCAGAAACAGAUCUAUCUCCAGUGCACCAGGACAAAAGUCAGGAACUUUAUGACCAAGUCAUUCCAGCAGCUACUAUCUUGGAGGGCAAGGAGCCAGGUUUCCAAGCAGCUCUGCAAGCAGUUGACAAAGAUACUCACCAGAAGCUGAACACCUAUAGGGAAGUGCAGUCUGCUGUCUUGGAGGAUGAAGGACCAGCUGUUGCGGAGGGUGCUCCAUUAUCAGACCAUGCCAGUGAAAGCCAAAUGGCCCAAAGUCUCUCUGUUCGUGCAGACAAAGCAUCAGCAGCUCUGAAGGGAAAGAGUCCUGUUGUCCUGAAAGUCCCACCACCAAAACCAAUGCCAGUGUCAAUCUCCGACAGAUCACACCAAGCAGAAUGGGAACAGCCAGCUUAUAGCAAGGAGAAGCUUGCUGCUCGGAAGGGUGAAAGUUCAGCCCGUGUAGAAACUGUUCCCGUUUUGGUCCAUGAGGCUGAAAUCAAGGCAGCUGAACCCCAGGAGGCUUCUCAGUACAGCGACACAGUUCCUGCUGUUCUGGAGGGCAGAUCCUUGGCUGGAACUCGUUCAUCACAAGAUAUUAACCUCCAUUCAGCCUGUGAGAGGGAAAUGCAAGAAUACCCACAGCUUUCCCUUUGUAGGGAGGUGACGUCUGUUGUCUCAGCAGGUGGAAGUCCAGCUGCUGGGCAGCCUAUCCCUGCUCCUUUCCCCAAGACAGAAGGACAGGCAUAUGAGCAGCUCAAGACUGUGUAUCACAGUGGCAAGGUUUCUGCAGCUCUGGAGGCCGUGCACCCAUGUAUUUUAACUGCUUCACAAGCCAAAGGUGCCCCAGCUUCAGUCUGUGAGCUGGAAUAUGGGGAAUGCCCUAAGGAUUAUGGUGAGAGAAGCAGUGCUGCUUCAGUGACUGGAAGCUGGGAUGCUAGAAAACCUGUCCCACCAUCGCUGCAUGAGAAUCAAAGGCAGGAGAUCUCACAUCAGAGGUCUUCGUUUUACAGUGAUGAGGAGUCUGCUGCGCUGGAGGGCUUAGUGGAUGAAAUGGUUUUGCUUUCUGAAGAGAUGAAUGUUUGGGCAGAGUCAGUUGGGCAGAUUCAGGAGGAAUGUAGAAAGGACAUCUCUUCUCCCACAGAGAUAUUCUACAAAGAGCCUGGUGGCCAAGCAUCUACAAUAAGUUUCUCUCCUUCUGGUGAGAGCAGUAGAGGAGGAGAAGUCUCUGAGAUGGAUGAUAUCCCAGAACCCUACCUUGCUGUGCAUGAGGAAUCAGCUGUGCUGAAAGGACAUGGAACACAAAUGGUUCCUCGUGAAUGUGAGCAUCUGGAGGAUGUAGCAUUUGAAAGCACCAGUUCUAGUCAAGUAAGCAUUUCCCAGAGGGAUAGCUUGGAUUCUGGGGAAAAAAACAGUCAAGUGCCAGUGAGCAAGGACAGUAGUAAAUACCCUGAAGUGUCUUUGCUGAAAAUCAAAGAUCUGUCGGAUGAAGCACCCAGUGUUAGUAGUGGAACGCCCAAAUUUGACAUAUCAGAGGUAGAGCCUGCCUAUUUGAAUUUCUCAGAUCUGUAUGACAUUGUCUAUUUUCCAUUUGAAUUUAUGAACUAUAGGAAGCCUCCACCCAAACCAACUGGUAGACGAUUUAUACCUUUUAGUGAAAGGGCAAGGUCGCCUCCUGCAGGACAUUUGCAUAAGGAAAAAAGAUUGUGCAUCAGAGAAGAGGCAGAAGAGAGGAACAAGCAAAACCUUUUGGAAAUAUCUGGGAGUUCAAAGGCAAUCACCCUCUCAGCCAUGGGGAAAGGGUCAGAGGGUCAUAAGGAAAUGUACGGCUUCCAAAAGGACCCAAGCGGUAAGCAGAAAAGCUCCUUCAGCAAGCCAGGACUCUUUAAACCCUACAGAAGAUCUCAUUCCAUGGAGCAGUCAGUGGAGCAGAGCCUAAAGAAGAAAGUGAAAGCUUCUGUUGCCCAUCUUUCAAGAAUCCUGAAAGGAAAGACGUCACCUGAGCGAGAGGCAGAGGAAGCAGAGAUUGGUGUGCUGGAAAGUGAAGCAGUAGAGAAAGAGCCAUUAGCAGGAGCUGAAGGAUCUUGGAAGAGGAAAUCGGGACUUCCAUCAUUCAAGUUACCAAGCCUCCUGCCAAAGGAGAAAGCUCCUUCGUUUGCUGAAGAGCUCAUAGACCAGACCACUGCUGUAGGGCAGUGUGUAACUCUGUCGUGCCGGACAGCAGCUCACUCCUCCCCGCACAUCGACUGGUUCAGAGAUGGGAUACCCAUCCGCAGCAGCAGUCGAAUCCUCAUCUCAACCACACUCAAAAGCUUCCAGCUGUUAACUAUUCUGUCUGUUCAUGCUGAUGAUUUUGGUGUUUACACCUGUGUAGCCACUAACUCUCUGGGCUCAGCGUCUACCUCUUGCAUCGUAAGAAAAGCUGAAGUUCCUCCAAGCCCUCCACCCCCUGACAUCGUGGAUGUUUACAAGGAUGGAGUGCAGGUGGUCUGGAAGCCUGUGGAAACCAACACCCCUGUCCUCUACACUGUGCAGUGCAAGAGUGAAGAGGGAGAGUGGAAGACCCUCGCUAUGGACAUCGCUGACUGCUGUUACUAUGCAAAUAACCUCUCCAGAGGUUUCACUUACUGCUUCAGGAUCGCCUGCAUCAGUAAAGCAGGAAUGGGCCCUUACAGCAACCCAUCUGACAAAGUGAAGAUCAGUGGCUUUUCAUCAACUGCUGCUGAUGAAGAGAGUGAAAUCAUAGCACCAUCUGAACCUUUCCCAACCUACCAAACCUAUGCUUUCCAAACAGAGAUCAAAAGGGGGCGUUUCAGCAUUGUCCGACAGUGCCGGGAAAAAGUCAGCGGCAAGACUUUAGCUGCUAAAAUCAUCCCUUACUGGCAAGAGGACAAACAGGCUGUGAUCUUGGAGUACCAAGUCCUGAGAAAGCUUCAUCACACAAACAUAGCUCAGCUGAAGGGAGCCUAUGUGAGCCCACGGCACUUGGUGUUGAUCCAGGAGAUGUGUGCGGGACCAGAACUACUCCAUUCUUUGGCGUUACGGCCAUCCUACUCAGAAGUGGAGGUGCGAGAUUACCUGUGGCAGAUCCUCAGUGCAGUUGAGUACCUCCAUGCACGCAGCAUCCUGCACUUGGAUCUCAGGUCUGAAAACAUGAUCAUCACUGAGCCCAACCUGCUGAAACUUCUGGACUUUGGCAAUGCACAGUUCUACACACAAGACAAAGUUAUUACCAUGGACAAGUGCAUGGACUAUGUUGAAACCAUGGAACUGCUGACAGAGCAAGGGGCCCUCCCUCAGACUGACGUCUGGUCCAUCGGAAUCACAGCAUUCAUCAUGUUGAGUGCCAACUACCCGGUCAGCUCUGACGCACCCUGUGAAUUCCUGAGAAUGACCAGGAAGGGGAAAGUGAAGCUCACGCGAUGCUACGCUGGUCUCUCUGGAGGGGCAGUGUCAUUUCUCCAGAGCACUCUCUGUGCCAAUCCCUGGGGAAGACCAUCAGCCUCGGAGUGCCUGCAGAGCCCAUGGCUCCAAGAAACAGGUUUGGACAGCAGGCAGCAAGCGCUGGUUACUUUUCCCACUACCAAACUGAGGAAUUUCCUCAUGGAACGGGAGAAGAAAAGGGAUCUGCUGUGCUCCAAGUAUGGCCUGGUGAUCGCGCAGUGAGGUGGAUGAGAAGACAGUGGUGAAUUGUCUCCCU
This is a messenger RNA of Nothoprocta perdicaria, 21820 nucleotides long. It is a transcript of the gene OBSCN, whose product is annotated as obscurin, cytoskeletal calmodulin and titin-interacting RhoGEF. The record is from RefSeq and is a predicted model, not a curated record. NCBI's taxonomy places the organism in Eukaryota, Metazoa, Chordata, Aves, Tinamiformes, Tinamidae. The coding region runs from base 1 to 21786 and encodes 7261 amino acids. The transcript has 85 exons. Gene Ontology annotation, molecular function: protein binding; guanyl-nucleotide exchange factor activity; ATP binding. Gene Ontology annotation, biological process: protein phosphorylation.